This is a messenger RNA of Candida dubliniensis CD36, 396 nucleotides long. RefSeq lists its product as uncharacterized. The transcript has a single exon. The record is from RefSeq and is a predicted model, not a curated record. The coding region runs from base 1 to 396 and encodes 131 amino acids. NCBI's taxonomy places the organism in Eukaryota, Fungi, Ascomycota, Pichiomycetes, Serinales, Debaryomycetaceae.
AUGUCUACAGGGUUAUCCAAUCGAGUCAUGAACAUGAAGUUCAUGCAAAAAGCCGAAGAUUCCAAACUAGGGAAACAGAAACUAGAGGAACAAAAGAAAAUACACGAUUUAUCAGAAUGGGUAUUACCUGACCUGGCAAAACUAUUGAAAUUAGCAGCAAUGAAACCAAAAAUAGAAAGAGUAGGGUUUGGAACUAUAAUGACUAAUGGGAGUUACAACUAUUCAUCAACUAUAAAACGAUCUUGGGGUAGUAAUGUUUCCUUUGAAGAAAUCGAAGAUAGUGAAUCCAAUAAUGUAGAGGAUAUUGAUGAUGAACCACUAGAUUUAAACACAAUGUGGAGGAAAAGAAAACUAGAAAGUCCAUCCAAUUCGAACAAGAAGAAACGAUUCUUUUGA